CUCUCCACGCGGCGGUCACACUAACGGGGCCAAGAAACUGAAUUUUAGUAAAUAACAUAGAAUAGGAUAGUUAAACAGGCGACAAUGCUGCAGCAAAUCAAGAUGCUGGUGCUGGGCAUCAUCACGCUGUGCCGGCGUGCCUUGUGCUGCUUCUCCAGGCGCCGCAAGCUCAGCCACAGCGGCUCCGCCUCCGGAGCCGCCGACCAACUGCAGGCGGUCAACGUGAUCGUGGAGUGGGGCGACUUCUCGGCCACCGGCGCCUCAUCCGCUGGCCAGGCCGGCGGUGGCAGGACGGCGGGUGCGCGCGAGCGGGACUGGAACUCCUGGGACGACAGUCCGCGCACCGUGGAGGAGCACAUCGAACAGUACCGCCAGCGUAUGGCCCAGCCACCUACGCCGCCCAAGGAGGAACCCGAACCGGACUUCUUCAGUGAGCUGACGCCCACCAUCAAGCCGCAGAUGAAGUUCUACCUGGAGGAUCCAUCCGCGAGUGCGGCGACCAGCCAACAAAGUGACUUUUCAAGACUGCAGGCCCAGGAUUUGGUGCCCAUUAGCAUAAAUGCCGAUCUCGAGGACUGGGUGGAUGAUAAUGCCGGCGGCUGGGAGGAGCUGGACACCUCCCAGACCAAGCAGAUUCUGCGAGAGAAGCGUCGCGAGUUGCGCCAUCAGCGACAGCCGCCCGUCCGCCCGGCCCCGCCCACCGUGGGCGCUCAGCGGCUGACCUCCGGACAGCGAGCGGCGUAGUUGUCGCUGCUCCAGCCCCUAGCCAACCUCACCAGCCUCACCCACUCUGACCAUUCCACAACCGACCACCUGCAUUCUGUUACCCCUUUCUUUUGUUCGAUUUAGUUGAUUGGCCACACGAAAUAAAUCUUGCCUUUCACUCGCA
Drosophila sechellia is the source of this 889-nucleotide messenger RNA. RefSeq names its product receptor-binding cancer antigen expressed on SiSo cells. Gene Ontology annotation, cellular component: secretory granule. The record is from RefSeq and is a predicted model, not a curated record. The transcript has 3 exons. Bases 85 to 744 code for a protein of 219 amino acids. NCBI's taxonomy places the organism in Eukaryota, Metazoa, Arthropoda, Insecta, Diptera, Drosophilidae.